GAGUAGUUUCUAUCGUAAUAAUUUUAGAAUUGGAUUAAUAAUUUUUUUUUAUCCUUUUCCUGGAUUUAUGUGUGUGGUCGUUCUCUUCACGCAUGCGUGAAACAGACGGUCAAUUUUCUGCGUGUAUAUAUGUAUGAAUGGAAAAUAUGUAUAUAUAUAAUUAUAAUAGAUAUUUACGUAAUUUUUCUUUUGCUGAAGCCUAGAAUAAUGAAUAUUAUAUAACCGAGAAUGUCGAUAAAAUGCCUGAUAUACAAUUAUAUAAUCCUGACUCGAACCACAUCCACUCUCUCUCUGCCUAUGAUUUUAUCGGCAGUGUCAGAAAAUGACUGCUAUGUAGUUCCAUUUCAAAAGUGGAUAUCGGCGCCUAGUAUUGUGUAUGUAUUAUUGGCUAUAGGGGACUGUUUUCGAAGAAGAUAUAUAAUGUAAAUAUAAUUUUUAAAGUCGUCUGAGAUUGAAGAUCUCUUCUCGCGAGGAAAACGCUGCGAUUGCGAUUCUUUCCUCGCGACUGUUUCGCACCGAGGUACUUGAUAAGACUCCUGACAUGAUAGACUCACAGGACAUUAGUGAAGAGGAACUGAAAGUGUUGAUCAUCGAUGCUGUGGGUGACAGUCUCUGCAGCAGCAAGUGGGUGCUCACCACUCUGAUGUCUUUGCGUAAGGUUGAUAAGACAAGCUGGAAGACAGAGCUAGAGAAUGACCUUUGCACUUUGUGGAAUCUAAGUGCGGAAAAGGAAAUGGUGUCGUAUCUUAUGUCACACGAUUUUCUUACGAUAGCCAAGAAUGCGCUAACGAUUCCUGACAAUCCACGAUUGACUGAAAUAAUCUUGGGUAUCAUUGGCAAUUUAUGCAGUAAUGAAGAAGUCAUCGAUAAAAUAGGCUGCGAUCGAGAAUUAGUCACACAACUUCUAAGUUAUUUAAAAUCCAACGACUCGUUAAUAUUGAUUCAACUCGUCAGGAUUUUACAAUCGGCUGUAUGGAAAAUCGGGCAAGAUCCUCAAUCAAAUUGGGUGGCCCAUCUUACGGAAUGCGAAUUUUUUGGGAAAUCUAUAACCUUCAUAUUAGACAGUUCGACCAAAUACGACUUGUUAAAGGCCGCAAUAUGUUUGCUUGAAUCUAUAUCCCAGAUAAGUCUGCAGCACGAGGACAGUUUCUUCGAGAGACUGUUUAGGACAGACAUCCUGUUUCACGCUCUGUUGGAAUCGUAUAUACAGGUAAUACCAAUGGAGGAGAAGAGUUUCUCUCAAUGGACGUUCGUCGGUCACUGGCUGGCGGUGCUAAUUGCCGUAAUGAAAUCUGGCUCGCUUAAAUUCGAGGAUGACUAUGAGAAUGACAAGAUGUUUAAAAUGUUGAUGGAAAUUAUGUUUGCGAUAUUGAAGUCGUGCAAGAAGUAUAAUUUAUAUCCAGUCCGGCAACAGAGCGCCAACAUAAUUUGCGAUACUGUGCGCGUAUUGUUGGGUUUUCGUCGUUGCGACAUGAGUGUCCAGGCAAGAAUAGAUUGUAUUGUCGCGAAACUAAUUUUCUCCCUUAAAACAGUUUCAGAAGCAGAGGCGGAAAGAAAGAUGGAUUCCGAGGAACUGAAAUCCGAGCUUUUAGAUUAUCUGAUUAAAUAUUGUUUGCAAACCAUUGAACUGUGUACUAGCGAACAGAUUUUGGAAAUAUUGAGUUUAUGUAAAUGCGAGGUUCGUGAAUGUCUAAUAAGUCUUUUGCAGCCUAAAAUGAGAAAACCUGAGAUGAUUGUCAAAAUGAAAAUAGUUGCGUGUGCUCUUGAAAAACGCGACUGAAGAAUCUUAGAAAAGACGAGCCUUUAUGUAAUACAUUAGAAAUAUAAAUUUUUAAUUUUGUAAAAUAUUUUGUCAAUACAUAUUUAAUAGUUAUAAAAGCAACAUUAAAUAACAUUAAGUACAAAAUUGCAGCUACUCGACUAUCAGCUUUGAUGCAAAUGUAUCAUAAUUGUAUAUAUAAAGAUUUUGAUCUAAUUGCA
This is a messenger RNA of Wasmannia auropunctata (little fire ant), 1980 nucleotides long. RefSeq lists its product as uncharacterized. The record is from RefSeq and is a predicted model, not a curated record. Bases 542 to 1780 code for a protein of 412 amino acids. The transcript is spliced from 6 exons. NCBI's taxonomy places the organism in Eukaryota, Metazoa, Arthropoda, Insecta, Hymenoptera, Formicidae.